AUGAUUCUCGACCCAUCCCAUGUUCUCUUAGUUGUUCGGCAACCUCCAGGUGACUUGGGUGCCUUUGGCACCUUUGUGCCUAGCAAAAUCGAUAGAUUGGGAUCUUCAAAUCCCAAGCCGAACUUACGAGGCCGAGCAACAGCUGGAGACCAGGAAAAUACCGCCAUCUUGGACAGACCAGUUGUGAACGGACGCCGAACCCAGCCCACUGGAAACGAUGGCCCAGAAAAGAUGCCACGCAUUGAGCGGGAGGUAUCGAGAGCCCUCGAACUGGAAGAACAGGACAUACUGCGGCCAGUGCCAGAGCGACUUGAAGCCUCUUCCAGUCAGAGCUUUGGAUCUGUAGCUGCUGCUGUCUGUGCAGCGCUUCUUGUUGGUCUGGCAGCGGGUUUUGCCCUGCGUCCUGAGAAAAUCGAUAGAGAUAGACUGCCUUCAGAACCUCAAGCUCUACCUGUUCAGGUCCAGGGACCUGACUCCGACAGCCAGUCUUCACCAGGUGUGGUCUUGGAGAAGGCUACUGGAAAGAUCCAAAGUGUGGCUGGCGGAAUGAGAGACGUUGCUACCAAGGUCGACAAGGCUGUUGCAAGAUUGAAGGAGGUAGAAUCCAAAGAAGAUCAACUUCUCCGGUAUGAUGACAAAUUGGCCAAGAUGUACACUGGUCUCAUGGAAUCAGCUCGAGACGCAGGUGCGAAACUGCAAGAUGUUGCCAGCAGCAUCGCACCGGCACCACCAACAGAGAAGGGCCCUGCAAGUCGAGUGUCAGCAUCGGUGGUCAAGAAGAUUCGAGACAUAGGUGACAUGCUGGACGAAGCUCAAGCAGAUGUCUACAAGGAGGAGUGGCUCACUUUGAAGGUAUACCCUUCAGUUUUUCGAGCAUUCUUGCCGCUGAUGGAGUAUUAUGAGAAGGAAGCAUUCAGUGACGGUGUUGGCGACAAGUUUGUGAAUGCAGCUACGCGGGACAGCCUUUCUUUCUACCGCAUGCAGAUGUCAGUCAGUAUAGAUCGCCUUGCAAAGGCAAUUGAGAAUCAGAAGGUGCGUGAAGUGGAAGAGGCCUUCGCAAAGACUUCGUUGUCGUAUGACCGAUUUUUGAAAGCUGGUGAUUUGUAUCAAGGCUAUGACCCUGUGACUUCUACAACAGUCUUCUUCAAGAACAUUAGCGAUGACCAACUGCGAUAUACUCCUCUUGCACUACAGCAGCCACAGAUUCGGGAUGAGGUCUUGGUUCUGCAGGGCCCGGACAAGGGCAAGGUUGGUCGCAUCAUUUGGCUUGGGCGUGAGAAUGGUGAUGACCUUGACAGCAAGGUGCUUUCCGCAGUCGUAAAGUUGGAGCCCAAUCCAGUUCUUGGCAGCUCCAAGAGUGGCGGCGUACGAGAGGUGAAAGCAUAUCCAUACAAGUGGCUGGUAAUGACCCGUGGGAGCAAUGAGAGUUACAUGCAAGACUUGGUCUUGGCAACGCUGGCAGCCAUGGUCUCCUGCACUGUUACGUACCCGUUGGAGACAGUGAAGGCCCGCGUGCAGUCAAAUCUGCCGCUGAUUCCUCCGGAAGGUCCCCAGGCCCUUUUCAGAGGUGUUGAGCUCAAUGUCUUGCGAGAGGCACCCAAUGCGGGAUUCCUCAUGGCUGGGUUCAACUACUUCACCAGAUUUGCCGUGGGCUUGCCCUUCGUCAAUGGGAACGACCCGAACCUGAAGUUUUUAUUGAUGAUUCCUUCAGGGGUUGUGGCAAUGCUGACGGGAGCCUUCGUGAAGGCACCUGUGAUUGACAUCAGCAAGCAGGUUCAAGCUGGGGUAGCACAGAAUGCCGGGGAGGCCAUUCAGAACGUGUACCUCAAACCGUCCCCUUCGCAGGUCUCCAAGCGUUUGGCACGUACUCUUAUGCUCACUGGGAUUCGAGGAGUGCCAUUUGGAGCGUUUCAAUGCUUCAUCUACGAGGUGCUGAAGGAUCAGACACCACCACUGCUGGAAAGCAUUGGAGUGCCUAUUUGGGCGGAGCCAUUCCUUUGGGGCGGCAUUGCAGGGUUUUGCACCGGAUACUUGACCAAUCCUCCGGACGUGGUUAUGCAGCGUUUGGCGCUAGAGUCGGAUGACGAUAAGGAUGACAAGCCUUUCAGCAUUGGAGAAACCUGGGAGCAGAUCGUUCGUGCCACCCAAAAGGUUUACGAGGAAGACGGCCCUGCAGGCUUCGCAAAAGGUGGACUUGAGAAUGCCAUCUAUUUCCUUCCAGAGGCCAUGGUCUGGUUCGGAGUCUACGAAGCCCUGAAAGGGGUUGCCAACAGUGUUGGACAGGCUAUCUGA
Molecule: messenger RNA, 2292 nt
Organism: Cladocopium goreaui
Lineage: Eukaryota; Dinophyceae; Suessiales; Symbiodiniaceae
Source: the annotation of a GenBank genome assembly